UCACCAGGGAUAUGGAGGAGCACUCUUCAUUUUGUUCGCCAGUGCUGAGAGACGGUUGCUUUGGAUCUCAAAACGACUAAACAUGGAUGUGGGAAGAGAGCUUUUCAAUAAUUUCCACUCAUGACCUCUGCUCAUUACCUGCUAACUAUCAGAUUAUUGCAAGUUUUGAGUAAAUACUCCUCAUGGCAAAGGUAAAACGUGUAACCAAGCAGGCGUCGUCUUGGCAACCCGUGCAGCACCUGACAAAGACCAGGUUUCAGUUCAGUCUCAGAGGCCUCAUGACCCACCCCUUCGUUGGACAAACAACAGCCUCAUUCACUGCACCUCUGCUGACCUAAUUUUCUCUUUGUGAAGGGAAAAUCCACAGUUGCAUUCUCUUAAAUGGUCCGGCACCGGACACCGGCCUGACAGUCGCCUGCAGCUCGCCUGCAGUCUGCAGAUGAGCUUGCAAACAAAAUGAGUCCUGAUGGAGACACAUUAUCAGUCAUUGAGAACCCGGUAGCCGUCAGUCAUCCCUUUCCCGCCGAGAAGGCAGAAGUUUUUGAACAAAGCAGGGGAGAGCGGAACUGCUUGAAAAGAUUUCAGAACGCAACGCGUGCUCACAGGCUGAUGAGGCUGCUGGCAGCAAUGUGUGCACUUGGAAUCUUGGGAGGAUUGGCUGUCGGCAUUUGGAUCCUAGUCAAAUUUCUCCUGAGGCCAUCUUCCUCUCACAGUGCAGUGGGACUGGGGGACACUAAAGAGACUUCUUUCUGUAAUGUGACAGAGGACAUUGCCAUCGCCGACCCCAGGAAAGUGUUUUACAGAAUCAGCCCAGAGAACUCUCUGCUGGAGAUCCAGCUGGGAAGGUUGCCCAACUGGCUGCCGGUGUGCUAUGAGAGAUGGAACUCAUCACUGGGAACACUGGUCUGCAGGCAGCUGGGUUAUCUGAGAUUGACAAAGCACAAAGGCGUGAAUCUGACUGAUAUUGGGCCCAACUACACCGAGGGCUUUCUCCAGAUUAGCUCAGAACAACGGGGAACUCUGGAAAAUAUGUGGCAGUUCAGGCGUAGCUGCAUCACUGACAAGGUCAUCGCCCUGCAAUGUUUUGAGUGUGGCACACGAGCCAAAUUGGCCAGAAUAAUCGGAGGAGUUGAGGCUACGUUGGGAAGGUGGCCCUGGCAGGUCAGCCUUUACUACAGCAACCGCCACACCUGCGGAGGCUCCAUCAUCACCAGCCAAUGGAUCGUCACAGCUGCUCACUGUGUGCACAACUACAGGCUGCCGCAGGUGUCCAGCUGGGCGGUCCACACAGGCGUAGUGACGCGCAGCUUGCCGAUAACGACGGAGUCCACGGGGCACGCGGUGGAGAAGAUAGUCUACAACAAGAACUACAACCACGUGAGCCACGACAGCGACAUCGCCCUGAUGAAACUGCGGACGCCACUCAACUUUUCAGAUACAGUUCGCCCUGUGUGUCUGCCUCAGUACGACUAUGACCCUCCUGGAGGUACGCAGUGUUGGAUCUCUGGCUGGGGAUACACACAACCUGAUGGCGUUCAUUCAUCGGACACCCUGAAAGAGGCCCCCGUCCCUAUCAUAGGCACCAAUAAAUGCAACAGCUCCUGCAUGUACAACGGAGAAAUCACACCGCGGAUGCUCUGUGCCGGAUACACUGAUGGAAAAGUGGACGCAUGUCAGGGGGAUAGUGGUGGGCCUUUGGUAUGCCAGGAUGACAAUGUGUGGCGGCUGAUGGGUGUCGUCAGCUGGGGGAAUGGCUGCGCUGAGCCCAACCAUCCGGGAGUCUACACCAAGGUGGCCAAAUUCCUUGGGUGGAUCUAUGAGAUCAUGGAGACGCACUGAGGAGGGACCCCGACACAAGAACACCAGCAGUAACAGUGGACAUUUAAACUAUAAAUGUUGCUUCUUUAAUGUGAACAUCUCAUCAGUUAUGUCAAGGGUGGGCCAAAAAUGGGUAUACACUUGAAUGAUCAAAUGAAUUUGAUCAAUCAAGUUUUCACUGUGUUUUCACUCUGAGCCUUUCCCAUCCAUCAAAAUUUUGUUUUGCGUUCUUCUUUCUCUGAUAUAUACUUUUCUGAUUUCCUUCUUUUGUUCCUACUUUCUUCCUCACUUUUACCUUCUUCCCUAACCUCAAUUACCUCCAUGCAACCUUACACCCCUCCUGUCACUUGAACCUUUUCUGCCUUUUUUCCUUCCUAACUCCUACCUUUGUUCUUCAUCUGUCCUCUAGGCCUAUUUUUUAUUUUCCUAACUUCAUUCCUUCCGUACCUGAUUACGACUGCUUUUCGAUCCACUUUCUUCGUUCUUCAAAUAAUCUCUCACAGUUCCCACUACCUGAAAAAAACAGAUAACUACUCUUGGCCCACCCUUUAUUUCUAUCAAGAUGUCCUGUUGAUUUUUUUGUACCAAAUAUGAAUUAUGUCUUAUUCCAGCUUGUGUCAAAUGGAGUUCAUUUAGCUGCAACUCCUCUCUUGGCCACCGGUGUGACCUUUGUGCGACUCUGCUAGUUUCCACAGCAACCAACAACACAGGCAGAAUCUACAUGAAUCGCGCCCACGAGUUAAGAUACUUAUUAGUAAUAAGGGUAGUUAGUGUGCGUGUAAUGAUAUUUAAUUAAGAGUCCUGUACUUGUAUUAGGGCGAAUUAGCAAACAGGGAGUGUUCGUUUCUUGCUUGCCCAUCAAUUUAAUUCUCGUUUUGCGAACAGGAUUCGCUUCCAACUUCAGGAGCUGACGCUAGUUGAUGACGUAGUGGCUUUGCAACGAUUUUACUUUUUUUUUUAACGCGUGUGAUAAUAGAAAAUUGGCCUUUUUAGUGAGUUGACAGUGUUCGUUAUUUGUUCCGGGAGACGUACGUUUCGUCCAACUGUCACCCCUUGGGUUUG
This is a messenger RNA of Hippocampus zosterae (dwarf seahorse), 2880 nucleotides long. It is a transcript of the gene tmprss5, whose product is annotated as transmembrane serine protease 5. The record is from RefSeq and is a predicted model, not a curated record. The transcript has 13 exons. Gene Ontology annotation, molecular function: serine-type endopeptidase activity. Gene Ontology annotation, cellular component: membrane. Gene Ontology annotation, biological process: proteolysis. Lineage: Eukaryota; Metazoa; Chordata; Actinopteri; Syngnathiformes; Syngnathidae. Bases 457 to 1839 code for a protein of 460 amino acids.